Molecule: messenger RNA, 1776 nt
Organism: Mesorhabditis spiculigera
Lineage: Eukaryota; Metazoa; Nematoda; Chromadorea; Rhabditida; Rhabditidae
Source: the annotation of a GenBank genome assembly
AUGUCUUUCUCAAGUGACGAACUGAACUUGCUGAUCCAUCGAUAUCUCAUCGAAGCCGGUUACGACCACUCUGCUUUCGUCUUCGGGUCCGAAUCGAAGGCAUCGAACGUCGAGAAUGGUGGCCGCGAAGUUCCGUACGCUGCGCUAAUAAAGAUCCUACAACGUGGCAUGUUCUAUGCGGAAUCGGAACUAAUUGCGAUGGUUCCAAAUGCCACCGAAGCGGCCCAAGUACUGAAGGAAAGGCUCACGCUUUUUGAUGCCGCGGAAGAGAAAGAAGCACUGCGCUACAAAAUGCGCGAGGUGGCCCAACAAGCAGCCGAUCAGUAUCUGAAUGCAAGCAACAACGUUGAUGUCCCAUCUACCAGCGCUGAGACAGCGGCCCCCAAUGUCAAACCUGAAGUGCCAGCGGAAGCGGCGGAUGCCUCCCGAGCUCAAGUCAAGACUCCACAGGCCAAUAAUAACACGAACAAUCGCCAGAACGGAUAUGCGAAGAAAGGACAGAAGGCCAAAGCAGCAGAGCCACAGGAAGCCGUUGCCGCCGAGGAUGCGAUGCCCCCGAUCGUGAAAAAGCAAAUGGCUGCCACUGCAGCGUCAUCAGAAAACCUCAAUGGAGCCCUUGCACCUGCUACACUCGUUGACCUGAACAAUUUGGAGAUCGGAAAGGAUCGAGUCAAAGUCCUGAAGAAGCACUUUCACGAGGUUUUCAUUUGCUCGUGGAGUCCGAAGGAAGACGUCCUGGCUUCUGGAUCGGGCGAUUCGACGGCUCGUCUGUGGAAGCUCCAUAGUUUGGACAACGUCAAAGCGGCAGAAAACGAGAGUCUUGUGCUCCGACAUUACCUGGGCACAUUGAAUGCUGAGACGAAGCCUGCGAAUAAGGACGUGACGUCAAUUGAUUGGCACAAGACCGGUGACAAGAUUGCCACUGGCUGCUACGAUGGCUUCGCGAGAAUUUGGGAUACCACUAAUGGCAGCCUGAUGACAACUCUCGGCAGUCAUAAGGGCCCUGUCUUCGCGCUCCGCUGGAGUCCUUCCGGCGAUUAUGUGCUCUCAGCUGGUGUUGACAAGUCUACGAAUGUCUGGGAUACGAUUUCUCGCAAGCACAAGCAGCAAUUCCAAUUCCACGAGGCCUCUGCGCUCGACGUCGACUGGGUCUCUGAUGAUUCUUUCGCUUCCUGCUCCACUGAUGCUCAAAUCCAUGUCUGCAAAAUGGGCAUGGCCACACCGUUGCGCACCUACCGCCAACAUACAAGUGAGGUGAAUGCUGUCCGAUAUGACCAAUAUUCGAACAGACUUGCCAGUUGCUCCGAUGACAAGACGAUUAAGAUAUGGUCGUUGGACGCUGACGAAGCUAUCCACAGCUUUGACAAUCACACGCGUGAGAUAUACACGAUUCGUUGGUCACCAGUCGGUCACAUUUUGGCCAGUGCCUCUUUCGAUCAGACGGUUCGUCUAUGGGAGGCCGAUCAGGGCCGUGAAAAAGCCAUUCUGCACGGCCACACCGAUCCGGUCUAUUCCAUUGCCUUUGGACCCAACGGAAACGUCAUCGCCUCGGGUAGCUUUGACCGUUCUGUGAUCAUUUGGGAUUGCAACUCCGCGCGUCCGGUAACGGUCUUCAAGGGCAGCAAGGCCGAAGGUGGCGUCUUCGAGAUUAGCAUCAAUCGUACGGGAGAAAAGCUGGCCGCCUGCACCUCUGAUGGAGCGAUAAUUCUUCUGGAUCUCCGCUUCCUGAAGCGUGCCCAUGAUGGCACUGUUCAUCCCCUGAGUCGACUCCGUACC